Messenger RNA from Aedes albopictus (Asian tiger mosquito), 1190 nucleotides. RefSeq lists its product as uncharacterized. Gene Ontology annotation, biological process: DNA integration. Gene Ontology annotation, molecular function: nucleic acid binding. The transcript has 2 exons. The record is from RefSeq and is a predicted model, not a curated record. Bases 75 to 1190 code for a protein of 371 amino acids. NCBI's taxonomy places the organism in Eukaryota, Metazoa, Arthropoda, Insecta, Diptera, Culicidae.
GCCUAAUAAAGGACUUCCCACCCUGAGUGCUUUGCGAAUGCAGCACUACGCUGUAUUCCUCGAAUCAUUUGAUUAUGAGGUGCGGUUCCGGCCAUCGAAGGAGAAUGCAAAUGCGGACGGAAUGUCUCGAUUGCCCAUCGAAGACGCCAGCAACAAACACCGAAUCGAGGAGGUGGAUCUUGUUGAGGUUAAUCAAAUCGAGACUUUGCCUGUCACAGUUGAAGAACUUGCAAAAUGCACCAAAGAAGACGAAUGUAAAAACUUUGCUGGAAGGUUUGAAAGUCGGACGAGUAGUCGAAGGCUGUGAUAGAUUCGGCGUUAAUCAGAGUGAGUUUUCGAUUCAACAAGGCUGUUUGAUGAGAGGUAUCCGAGUCUACAUUCCUCCUAAACUGCGGCAGCGUGUACUGGAAGAGUUGCACACUGGACAUUUCGGUGUGUCCAGAAUGAAAUCAUUGGCCCGAUCGUAUUGCUGGUGGGAAACUGUUGAUCGUGACAUCGAAGAUCUGUCAAGGGACUGUUGCGAAUGCGCCAGUGUAAAGAAGAAUCCUGUAAGCGUGGCUCCUCAUUGCUGGGAACAAGCUACAGAGCCAUUCCAGCGAAUUCAUGUUGAUUUUGCGGGACCGUUUCUUGGGAUGUACUUUUUCGUGAUUGUGGAUGCUUUUUCAAAGUGGCCGGAGGUUAAGAUCAUUCGUGAUAUGACUACAGAUACCACCAUCGACCGUCUGCGGGAGUAUUUCGUAACGUACGGAGUUCCAUCGGUCAUAGUUAGUGAUCGAGGAGUCCAGUUCACUUCAGACCAAUUCCGAGAAUUCGUGAGGCGAAACAAUAUCAUGCACAAAAUGGGAGCCCCAUACCACCCCGCCACGAAUGGGCAAGCUGAACGAUUCGUUCAGACCUUCAAAGAAAAGUUGAAAGCUUUGAAAUGCGAGAGAAAGGACGUUCAGUUUGAGCUCUACAAAAUCUUGAUGGCGUAUCGAAGGACGGUGCACCCAGUAACUGGAAAAUCUCCAUCGAUGUUAGUCUAUGGACGACAGAUGAAGUCCCGGCUCGAUUUGCUAGUUCCUGUGGCCGAUUUGAAGGUUUCAUCCCGCGGAGAGGAAGAGCCUGUACGGUGUUUUACGGUCAACGAAAGAGUAGCUGCGCGAGAUUUUUUGGGUGCUUCCAAGUGGCAAUUUGGAACGACUGGGUAA